AUGCAGACCCGUGGCAACCGACCAAAUUACCUCGCUUUAAAUGAUGGCUAUCAAGACGAAGUACCGGCUGGAGACUGGACGUCUAGCCUGGCCUGGAGUCCAGCAGCACAAGGUCCAGAAGGACCAGUCCCAUCAUCCCCACUACCUUCCCGCAGUCAAUCAGCAUUUAGUGCCAAUACCGAUUCCUUUCUUGAAGCUUUCGAUGACCUUUUACCUUCGGAAUCCGCCUCUCAGCUACCUACCACAGCUAGUAGUUCGCAAAGCUCUAUCCUAAAUUCACGGCAAAAUGACUGGAUGUGGGGAUAUCUUUAUACCAGAGAAUUUCCCAACGAAUGGACCGAGAAGAGGAGUGGAAGGAAGAGGCUCGUUGAUCGAGAAAUCUGUUGUACUGUUAUCAACAAAAACACUCGAAAACAGUGCAACUGGUCUACAACAGACUCAAAACGACAGACCUCUACCACCAAUAUUCGGCUCUAUUUGAAAGAAAAGCAUGGAAUUCUACCUCCUGGGAUUACUGAUCUACCUACUGGUACACUAAAGUCGACUAUUGUUAGUCUCUGGGGUAAUAAGGGGAAACUCACUAUUCAAGAGCUCCUUGAAAAGAAUCUCCUUCGCUGGGUUACUAGUAGCAAGCAACCCUUUACACAAAUAUUCAAGGAUAUACUAGGGGCCGCACUUCUAUUUACCUCUCGUUAUACCCUUCGACAGCGUCUUUUGGAAGAUUUCGACCUACGACGUACUACGUUAAAGGAAGAGCUUGCAGCUAUAUGCCAAACAAUCGCUCUAUCCCUUGAUGUAUGGACCAGCAAAAACUAUAUCCCAAUUCUCGGUAUCGUGGGCUAUUGGCUUAUAGAAGACUUUGUCUAUCGAGAGAAAGUGCUCGAGUUCACAGAGCUCUAUGGUCUACAUAGCGGAGAGAAUUUAGCUGCAGCGAUUGAAGCUUUGCUUAUUGAGCUGAACCUUGAGCACAAACUGCUUUCAAUUACUGGCGAUAACGCUAGUAAUAAUGAACGGAUAGCGUUACAACUAUUCCAAAACCUACAGAAGACGUGUGGGACCGAUCCUUUAUUCGGUGGUUUGGGAAGUUAUAUACGGUGCUUAGCUCAUAUUAUCAACCUCAUCGUGAAGGUCAUUCUACUUGCCCUUAAGUCUGGUAAUACAGAAGAGGCCGCUGCUAUCUGUGAUAACCUGGAUAAUGGAGAACACCAGUCGUUUCCGGCUAUUGAACCACUUGUAAAGCUUCGUAUUUUGUCCCUCUGGAUUCACCGAACAUGGAAGAACAAUUGCAAGCGAAUGAACUUAUCGGAUAAGUUCAUCGAAUAUGAUGUGGAUACGCGAUGGAAUUCAACGUUUCGAAUGUUGGAUGAUGCUUUAAAGUCAAGGCAACAGCUUGAGAAGUUUAUUCACUAUGAGACUGGCUUUCCUCCCUUCUCAACAAAAGACUGGACACGGCUCUCUCAACUCUACAAUGUUCUCUCGAAAUUUAAUGAGUUUACCUUUCUCGUAGUACUAGUAUACUACGAGCUCCACGAUUUACUGCAUAAUGUGGCUGAGCGUAAGGAAGAUUUUGCAGAUCUUGAUGAGGAUAUCGUAAGCGCUGUUAGGGAGAGUAUUAAGAAGUAUAUGAAGUACUACACCUUUAUGGAUGUCUCUGAUAUAUACUAUACUGCACUGAUCUUGGAUCCCUGUGUGAAAGGAGAUCUCCUCCUAUACGAAUUGGAUGAUGAAGACACUGGGAGGAAUAUUCUGCAAGCUCUCCACGAUGACCUUCACUGCAAAUAUCCCGGAACUACAGAACCAGUUGAUAUAUCACAGCCGCUAGAACCAAGUUAUAAGAAGCAAAAAGUGGGCAGCCGGAUGUUGCGAAGACUACAGCCUUAA
Messenger RNA from Penicillium subrubescens, 1881 nucleotides. RefSeq lists its product as uncharacterized. The transcript is spliced from 5 exons. The coding region runs from base 1 to 1881 and encodes 626 amino acids. The record is from RefSeq and is a predicted model, not a curated record. Lineage: Eukaryota; Fungi; Ascomycota; Eurotiomycetes; Eurotiales; Aspergillaceae.